Messenger RNA from Dothidotthia symphoricarpi CBS 119687, 1704 nucleotides. Its product is annotated as D-galacturonic acid reductase-like protein. Gene Ontology annotation, molecular function: oxidoreductase activity; nucleotide binding. The coding region runs from base 368 to 1609 and encodes 413 amino acids. The transcript is spliced from 6 exons. Gene Ontology annotation, biological process: NADPH regeneration. NCBI's taxonomy places the organism in Eukaryota, Fungi, Ascomycota, Dothideomycetes, Pleosporales, Dothidotthiaceae. The record is from RefSeq and is a predicted model, not a curated record. Gene Ontology annotation, cellular component: cytoplasm.
UCUCAACAACUCGUCCCGGCUGUGUUCGGUUCCUUAAGAUACGCCAAAAGCGCGUCAGGAAACAACUCGGAAACUCGGUCUACGUUGGUCAAGUCUUCGGAAGCCGCCAGAUCGAGACAUGCGAUCUCGAAGAAGCUUAAACGUCAUCCGGCCGCGGGGACCCAACAAAUGCAGCGCGUCGAACUACCCCUCAUCGCGUUGAGAGCAUUAAGUUUCUCCGUUCAGAUGCCGCUGCCAUGUUCAGUUGCCGAGAUAACAACGUGUACUCUGCUCUCCUAGCACCCUCUUUCCUUUGAAUCCACACAGUGACUAGAUUUUGAGUUGAGCAAUACUGUUGAAUCGUAAGAGCGGCAAGAAAAGCAACAUCAUGGCACCAGCAGAGGUUUUGAUGGUGGGGACUGGAGAGUACACGACAGGCUUCGUUGGAGGCGGCGCGUCCAAGUCGGAUAAGAAGGUGGGAGUCGUGGGCCUGACCCUCUUCGAUCUGCGCAGACGCGGGAAGGUUGGCAAGCUGUCCAUGGUCGGUGUAUCUGGAGGGAAAUUUCCAGCGAUUCGUGAACACCUCCAGAAGAACAUCUCGGAAGCGUACAACGGACUGGAUGUGUCUUUCGACGAAUUUCCCAAGGAGGGAAAGACUGACCCAGAUGCGUACAAGACAGCCAUUGACGCUCUUCCUAAAGGCAGUGCAAUCACCAUUUUCACGCCCGACACCACUCACUACCCAAUUGCCAUGUAUGCAGUUGAGCGAGGAAUUCACGUGCUCAUCACAAAGCCAGCAGUCAAGCUGCUCGAACACCAUCAGGAGCUUCUUGCAGCUGCAAAGAAGUAUAACGUGUUCGUUUACAUAGAGCAUCACAAGCGAUAUGAUCCUGCAUACGCAGAUGCGAGGUUCAGGGCCCAGAAGUUGGGAGAUUUUAACUACUUCUACUCCUACAUGAGUCAGCCAAAGAGCCAGCUGGAGACUUUCAAGGCCUGGGCUGGCAAGGACAGCGAUAUCUCGUACUAUCUCAAUUCCCAUCACAUCGACGUCAACGAGUCCAUGGUUCCCGACUACAAACCAGUGCGUGUCAUGGGAAGUGCUGCGAAGGGCAUUGCGACCGAUCUUGGAUGUGAUCCUGCGACCGAAGACACAAUUACCCUACUCGUCGAUUGGGUAAAGAAGAGCGACCCAAGCAGGCGGGCGACUGGUGUUUACACAGCUGGCUGGGCAGCGCCACAGAAAGCUGGUGUCCAUUCGAACCAGUACUUCCACUACAUGGCUGCCACAGGAGAAAUUCGUGUCAACCAGGCUAAGCGAGGUUACGACGUCACUGACGACGAGGGUGGUCUGCUUUGGUACAACCCAUUCUACAUGAAGUACGCCCCUGACGAGGAGGGUAACUUUGCAGGUCAGAUCGGUUACGGAUACAUUUCCUUCGAGAAGUUUAUUGACGCUGUCAAUGCUUUGAAUGACGGCAAGGUCACACUCGAACAGCUCGAUGCUAGGCCACUGCCAACGCUCAAGAACACCAUCGCAACAACGGCUAUUCUUGAAGGAGGCCGAAGAUCGCUGGACGAGAACCGGCCUAUUGAAAUCAUCGAGGAGAAUGGUGUUUGGUCUCUAAAGUAAAAAGAACAAACAAUCAAAUAUCAUCAAUGAAGCACCAUCUACAUAUUUAUGUUGCUAACCAUCACGUCACAGAUCGUCGUCAUCGCAAAGUUCAU